AGGAUAAUUUAUUUCAACGUUUACGCUUUUUAAAUCAUGAAAUUCCUUUCUUUUUUUUUUUUUAAUAUGCCACCAUAAAAUAAACGCAUAGGAUUAAAUUCGAUCUAUCGAACACAUCUAUUUACGCGUCUUUGCAGCUUUCAUGGAUAGCUUUAUUAAAAUCUAUACGCGUAUAAAAAAGAGAAUCGAGCAUAUAUUUUCGUUUUUCGACUUUCGAAAUACUAAUGAAGGCUACAAAGAUCCCGUAACGUAUUUGGUAAACGACUCGGUUGUUUCACGCUCUGAUGAUUUUUCUCUUCUCUUCUCCCCUCUCACCCGCCCCUCUUCCGCUGUGCCACCCAUUACUUUACGCGCGUAUGCUAUUACAAAUGCGACAGUUCAACGGCUUUGAGCAACUGUGUAUCAACUUCACGAACGAGAAACUGCAACAAUUCUUCAAUCAUCACAUGUUCGUCCUCGAGCAAGAGGAAUACAAGAAAGAAGGGAUCGUCUGGCAAUUUAUCGACUUUGGGAUGGACUUGGCCUCUUGUAUCGAACUGAUCGAGAAGCCUAUGGGUAUCCUGUCGAUUCUUGAAGAAGAAUCUAUGUUCCCGAAAGCGACGGACAAAACGUUUGAGGAGAAGCUGAACAACAAUCACCUUGGCAAGAGUCCUAAUUAUUUGAAACCGAAACCACCGAAACCGGGCCAGCAACCGGCUCACUUCGCUAUCGGCCAUUAUGCCGGAAACGUACCUUACAAUAUCACGGGUUGGCUGGAGAAGAACAAGGAUCCGUUGAACGACACGGUGGUCGACCAAUUCAAAAAAUCCGGGAACAAACUGUUGGUGGAGAUAUUCGCCGAUCAUCCCGGACAGUCGGGCGAUGCUGGUGGUGGCGGUGGCGGCAAAGGUGGACGCGGCAAGAAGGGCGGUGGCUUCUCCACGGUCUCUUCGUCCUACAGGGAACAAUUGAACAAUCUGAUGACCACUCUCAGAGCCACCCAGCCUCACUUCGUCCGUUGUAUCAUCCCCAACGAGAUGAAGCAGCCGGGUGUCAUAGAUUCUCACCUUGUCAUGCAUCAAUUGACUUGUAACGGUGUACUUGAGGGCAUUCGUAUUUGUCGUAAAGGAUUCCCCAACAGGAUGGUCUAUCCUGACUUCAAAUUACGGUACAAGAUUCUUGCACCGGCGGCGGUUGACAAGGUGGCUUCCGACCCGAAGAAGGCUGCUGAGGCGAUUUUGGAAUCGACCGGUCUUGAUCCCGAUCAGUAUCGUCUUGGACACACCAAGGCAUGUUACGCCCCCAUUAGAGAGAGAUCGCAUCCGAUUCUCGAAGCUUAUCUCGCACCCGAUUCCUCGAUCGUACACAAUACGCGCAGCGCGCCUUCUAUAUAGUCAUUGCAUUAAUCCAAUUGGAAAAAUUAAAAAUCUUAUUAAAAUUUUAUUAAAAUACUUAAUUAUGGUUCAAUCCGUUUUUCAUAUAAUAAAAUUUCUUAUACCUUUUAUAGCCAGAGUUGGCCAUUAAUCCAGUUGAAAAAAUUGAAAAUUUUAAUAAUAAAAUUGGUUCAAGAAAUUCAAUUUAUUAAAAUGCUCGGUUAUAGUCCGAUCCGUUUCUCGCAUAAUAAAUCAGAAUUUGGCUUCUGUAUGAUCAGAGUUGGCCGUUAAUCCAAUUGGAAAAGUUAAAAAUUUGAAAUAAAGUUAAUUCAAGUAAUUUAAUUAAAAUACUCGAAUAAAUAAUUUAUUCGUAGAUAUUAUAGCCGAUCUCGUACAAUAACAAACCAAAAAGAUUGGGAAAAAAAGGAGGAAGAUAAAAACGGCGCGCUGUCCGUAUCGAUCGAUCAAACGUUUAUUUCGCAGGAAUACGUGUAUAUGUUUCUAUGAGCGUUUAAAAUAAUCGAUGCUGCCUGGCAAUAAAUGCAACAAGUGCGAAUCAGUGUAUCUAACCAAAGAGGAGAAUAUCGUAAUUCAAGGUUGAUUUACGAAUCACGAUCACUUAAUUUUAAAUUUUUUUAACCCCCCAAACCCGAACGAAAUUAUCAAUGCGCCGCCGUAUCGCCAAUUUUAUCUUGGAAUUUUCCAUUUUUUUUUUUUUUGCCCACGACAAAUAUUUGAAUGGAAAAUGAUACGGAUACGGAGCGUGAACCUCUCUCCACCAUCUCUCGAUUCAACCAGUUUUAACAACCAGAAUAAGGCUGGAACUCUCAUAGAACGAGUGAAUGAAUCUCUCUGAGAACGAAUAACUCUCGGAUGCAAGUAAAUGUAAAGCGUUUGGUAGCCGAGGGUACGAGAUCAAUAAUAAGACGGAUCUCGCUCUCUGACCCCCUCCCCUACCCCCUUUCUCACGUAUCAACAAAGUGAUAGAAGAAUCACGUAUAAUAAUAAUAAUAAUAAUAAUAAAUGUUUAACCACGUGUGAUGAUUUUUUUUCUCUCUUUGUUUUUUAUUCGUUGUGGCAACCAUCCCAACCACAAAUAAAA
This is a messenger RNA of Apis cerana (Asiatic honeybee), 2454 nucleotides long. RefSeq names its product myosin heavy chain, muscle-like. Gene Ontology annotation, molecular function: ATP binding; actin filament binding; microfilament motor activity. Gene Ontology annotation, cellular component: myosin complex; membrane; cytoplasm. NCBI's taxonomy places the organism in Eukaryota, Metazoa, Arthropoda, Insecta, Hymenoptera, Apidae. The record is from RefSeq and is a predicted model, not a curated record. Gene Ontology annotation, biological process: actin filament organization.